Molecule: messenger RNA, 411 nt
Organism: Aedes aegypti (yellow fever mosquito)
Lineage: Eukaryota; Metazoa; Arthropoda; Insecta; Diptera; Culicidae
Product: fibroleukin-like
Exons: 1
Coding region: 1-411 (136 amino acids)
Source: RefSeq, a predicted model, not a curated record
AUGCAAAGAUCAAAAGCUGAAGAAGACAUCGGGGAAGAUACGUGCUGCAUCCGGUCACCGAGGAAGAACCUUUUCGAAGGAUACUGUGAGCAAGAUAAAUUCGACGGGGGUGGUUUGGUAAUUCAAUAUCGCUUCAAUGGUUCCGUUGACUUCUACCGCGGUUGGAAGGAUACAGGAACGGUUUGGUGCAAUUGGCGGAGAAUUUUGGUUGGGCCUGGGAAAACGGUACAUCGGUCUAACGAAGGACAAAAUUUCACGUUGAUGAUAGAAAUGGAAGACUUCAACGGAGGCUACGCUUACGCCAAGUACGAUAGAUUUGAAAUUGGAAGUGAGGAGGAGUGGUACUCGCUGAAAAGGUUGGGUAGCUACAGUGGAACUUGCGGGAGAUGGAUGUUGUAUAGCGCAGGAUGA